GCAUGAUGCGAUACUAGGAUGCUUAUUGUUAGACACAGGAAAAUUUUCAUGUAUUUUGAAAUUACGAGGAAAGUCCGCAAAUUAUCACAUUUUAUAUGACCAAAAGACAGGCAAAAAUUCACCUGCUGCAGACGAAAGUGUGCCAUGUUUUAUUCUGUAGAAACGGUGGGUAAAACCAGAGGAUUUUAUUAUGCCCCAGGUUUUACCCAGCGUUUCUACAGAAAUUAAUGUUUUAUAUACAUGUGCCGUUGUGUCGACGAAAUCUCGUUAUUAUAUAUUCGUUUAAAUAAAAAAUGAAUAAAACUUAUACUAUAUUUACAGGGACGUGCUAAAUUUCUUUCACGUUUUUUUUUUAGUUCCUUGCAUCAGUUUGCAACUUCGUUUAAAAGCAUUUUCCUGACAUUUUAAUGGAUGGAUUUUGACAAUUGUUGGCUUAUUGGUACAAUAUUUGAAUUAAUUUCUGUUGUGUACUUUUGGAGUUAAAGAACUUGAGAGGUAUAUUAGAAUUAUAUCCACACUGUUAAUUUACGGUUGAGGUGACACACCGAUUUUUCUACUUUUAUCACAGUUUAAUGUUUAUGGCACAAUUUUCAUUUUGACACUCAUUUUCAGAUGACAGAUCAGUCUUGAUGGUGAAGAAGGGGAAAAAUGGAGUUUUUCCUUUGAAAUUUCCCUACGAGGAAAACAUGAAUCCAGAACUGGCAGCUGAAGCAGUAGUAAAUUUAAGCCAAGAAGCAGAUUCAGAUACUACUAGGAACAACACUUUUAUUGACAAAGAAAGAGAUACAUGUAGAUUAACAAAUGAAGGAAUGGACAUCCAGCCGGUGGUCAUUGAAGAAAUGGAAGUUCAGUUGGCGGUCAUUGAAGAACGAGACACCAUCACCACUCAGGAGGAAAUGAACACCCAGCCGAUUAGAAAGGAGCAAGACCAAGGUGAAGAACAGCAUUCAAACUUAAAGAAAGACAUUUCCAAUUUGCGUCCUAGGUAAAUAUUAUUACUUGUCAAACAUAUAAAUAAACAAAUAAAACUUGAUAACAAACUUUCUA
Mizuhopecten yessoensis (Yesso scallop) is the source of this 1047-nucleotide messenger RNA. RefSeq lists its product as uncharacterized. The record is from RefSeq and is a predicted model, not a curated record. The coding region runs from base 630 to 989 and encodes 119 amino acids. The transcript has 3 exons. Lineage: Eukaryota; Metazoa; Mollusca; Bivalvia; Pectinida; Pectinidae.